Messenger RNA from Phacochoerus africanus (Common warthog), 2319 nucleotides. It is a transcript of the gene ALDH9A1, whose product is annotated as aldehyde dehydrogenase 9 family member A1. The transcript is spliced from 11 exons. The record is from RefSeq and is a predicted model, not a curated record. The coding region runs from base 49 to 1593 and encodes 514 amino acids. Gene Ontology annotation, molecular function: 4-trimethylammoniobutyraldehyde dehydrogenase (NAD+) activity; aminobutyraldehyde dehydrogenase (NAD+) activity. NCBI's taxonomy places the organism in Eukaryota, Metazoa, Chordata, Mammalia, Artiodactyla, Suidae.
CCUCGCCCCUCCCCUCGGCCCCUCUACUGGUGCCCGCGCCUCCCUCGCAUGUUUCUCCGAGCUGGUCUAGCCGUUCUCUCUCCGCUUCUCCGCACUCCGGUCGCCGCGAUGAGCACUGGCACCUUCAUCGUGUCACAGCCACUUAAUUACCGCGGCGGGGCCCGCGUGGAUCCGGUGGACGCCUCCGGCACCGAGAAGGCGUUCGAGCCGGCAACCGGUCGAGUGAUAGCUACUUUCACAUGUUCAGGAGAAAAGGAAGUAAAUUUGGCUGUUCAAGAUGCAAAGGCUGCCUUUAAAAUAUGGAGCCAGAAAUCUGGCAUGGAGCGUUGCCGAAUUCUUUUGGAGGCUGCCAGGAUAAUAAGGGAACGGAAGGACGAGAUCGCCACCGUGGAGACCAUCAACAAUGGCAAGUCCAUCUUUGAGGCCCGAUUGGACAUUGACACUUCCUGGCAGUGUCUGGAGUACUAUGCAGGCUUGGCGGGAUCCAUGGCUGGAGAGCACAUUCAGCUCCCUGGCGGAUCCUUUGGUUACACCAGAAGAGAGCCACUGGGGGUGUGUGUGGGAAUCGGAGCGUGGAACUACCCCUUUCAGAUCGCCUGCUGGAAGUCGGCUCCAGCGCUGGCCUGUGGUAAUGCCAUGAUCUUUAAACCUUCUCCCUUCACGCCUGUGUCCGCCUUGCUGCUGGCCGAAAUCUAUACUGAGGCUGGCGCUCCUCCUGGGCUCUUCAACGUGGUGCAGGGAGGGGCCGCCACAGGCCAGCUUCUGUGUCAGCAUCGUGAUGUGGCCAAAAUCUCCUUCACUGGAAGUGUGCCCACCGGCUCAAAGAUCAUGGAGAUGUCAGCUAAAGGAAUCAAACCUGUGACUUUGGAACUUGGAGGCAAAUCUCCACUGAUCAUCUUCUCAGAUUGUGACAUGGGGAAUGCGGUGAAGGGGGCGCUGAUGGCCAACUUCCUCACGCAAGGCGAGGUUUGUUGUAAUGGUACAAGGGUAUUUGUGCAAAAGGAAAUUCUUGAUAAAUUUACAGAGGAAGUGGUGAAACAGACCCAAAGGAUAAAAAUUGGAGAUCCCCUUCUGGAAGAUACAAGGAUGGGUCCCCUGAUCAACCGACCACAUCUGGAGCGAAUCCUUGGGUUUGUUAAAGUGGCGAAGGAGCAGGGUGCUAAAGUGUUAUGUGGUGGAGACCUAUAUGUACCCGAAGAUCCCAAAUUAAAGGAGGGGUAUUACAUGAGACCUUGUGUGUUAACCAACUGCAGAGAUGACAUGACCUGUGUGAAAGAAGAGAUCUUUGGGCCAGUUAUGUCCAUUUUAUCAUUUGACACUGAAGCUGAGGUUGUGGAAAGAGCCAAUGAUACCACUUUCGGGCUAGCUGCCGGUGUCUUCACCAGGGACAUCCAGCGUGCCCACAGAGUGGUGGCUGAGCUUCAGGCUGGAAUGUGCUUCAUUAACAACUAUAAUGUCAGCCCUGUGGAGUUGCCCUUUGGAGGAUAUAAGAAGUCAGGGUUUGGCAGAGAGAAUGGCCGUGUGACCAUUGAAUAUUAUUCACAACUGAAGACUGUGUGCGUGGAAAUGGGUGAUGUGGAGUCUGCUUUUUAAAAACCUUCAGUGAAACCAGUGAACACGGCUGGAAUGAGAACCAGCAGCCUUGAUGGAGGAGGUGCAGCUGCCCACCCUUUUACAUCCAGAAUGUUGGUCACUCAGGAUGAGAGAGUGGUUCACUGUUACUCUUCAUUACUCAGUCAAUUUCCUAAGUGAAAAUGUGCAUAAGUGCCUUUUAGAUUCUAAUCAAGAUGGCUUCUCGGCCUUUUGGCUAAGAUCAAGUGUAGAUUCUAAUCAAGAAAGCUGUAGUUUCCCUCAAAGCACAUUUCUCUGAAUUCUUUGAGAGCCACUGACACACUUCCAGAGAACAGGGGGUGGGACCAGGAUUUUGUUCUUCCAGAAUCUACUCACUGCCGAGCUCAUUCUCUAGCUUGCUUUAAAGAACCCAUCCUUUAGAAGUUCCUGGUGGGAUCAGUGCAGGUGAUUUCUGCUCCUUGGCAUUUCUUAAGCCAUGCCCCCUUGUCGUUCCACUGAGAAGGUUGACAGUCGGGGAGAGAGGGCUCAGUUCAGUGUGAAUGCUGAUGGACCAGAGCCAGCACAUCGGUGAGGAAACUGGCCUCCAGUCCGUAAGUCUGAUGUUCUCCCAGCUGAGCUAUUUCAGUGAGGGUUGCAGUCCUUGAAUUAUAGCUUGUUCUCUUAUGACAGAAGAGUUAUCUUUUAAAUGUACAAAUUAUUUCUAUGCUACUACAGUAUACUGAAAUGAAAUAAAUCUUACCUUCAAUC